AUGGAAUUGCCACUUUUAUAUGUUAUGAUUUUACUUUUGAACAUUUUUGAUUUUUCAUCAGGAAUAACAUAUAAUAAAGGUGAUACGGAGAAACGCUUUGCUUGUGCUAGCGAAGGGUUCCCCCAAAAGAAUGAAAUAAUCAAGUUGUAUCUUUCCUCUGAUGACUUGAAAAUCCAGUGUUUUUUCCAAUCUGAAAUUGAGCUUACUUCAAAGGAAUUUCUAAGCGUGUUCACAUCAGGAGGACUUGCUCCAAGCUUGGGAAUCAUAAAUAGUACAUAUACGGGCAUCUUUCACUUUAAUUUAACUUUGUUCAGUGAUCGAGUUUAUUGGUUGAUUGAUAUUCCCAGAGAAAACAUUACAAAAAAUACAGAUAUUGCAGCUGUAGAAGAAUGGUUAGUAAGGAUCACUUUGCAACAUGGAUUAAAUAUUUAUACUACUGAAGGAACACUAUUGGAUAGUGUUCGAGAACCUAUUCUUCAGUGGAAACUUGGGACUAUAAUGACAAAAAAUGACAUCAGUAAAUUAUAUCCACAUGUGGUAGAUCUCAAAACAGCAAAGUGCCCAUGUGCCAAUGAUGUAGUGUUACUUGGCUUCAUUAUGAACACAACAUUUGAUGGUGUUUACAUAGGCCUCAGCUUUUCUGGAUUUUGGAAUUAUGAUGAUACCACGUGGUAUAACCUGACAGACAUGGUCUCUUCCCAAGUUGGAGAAGAACACACAGAGUUUUCCAUGGUGGAUAUGGUUUUAACAAAUCAUUUUUUAGUUAUCCUCACCUCUUUGGGUCUUUUUAUAAGUGGAGAUCUUCGCUAUCCAUCCUCCUCUGUCUUAAUGUUUUCAAGGGCAGACUUUUGUGGUUUCGAAAGGGUUGACUACAUCAAAGGAAAACUGUGGUAUAAUGAAAGAUGUUUUGCUAACAGAGAACAUUUUGAAGUUGAUUAUGUUACUAUCACCUUUGAGAGAAACAGGACCCUAAGUGAGGCAAGCUCUUGUUUUUAUAGUAAAGAACCAUUUCUUGAAUGGUUACCUUGCUUACCCCCCAUUUCAAAAGGAAUGAAAACUAUUCUUUCAACUGUGGUAACAUUUCUUGUUGACCAAGAGCAAAGUUCUGGAGUCUACCUCUUCCAUAACCAGAAAAAUACCACUGUCUCUGUGAGGAUCCUAAAAAACAACAAACCAAGAUUAAUACAAAAAUUUCCAAUUUUCUUUUUUCCUUCAUCAUUCUCUUCUCCUGUUGGAAUGACAUUCCACCCACGAAGCCAUUUUCUGUAUGCUUAUGGUAAUCAGGUAUGGCUUUCAAUUGAUGGCGGCAACACCUUUGAAUUAAUAGCUGACUUUCAUGAUGAUAUCAUAAAGAAUACUUAUCAUAGUUUUUAUACUUCAGCUAUUACUUUUGUUUCCCGAAGUGGAAAGGUUUACUUGACAAAGGCAGGGUUAGGAAGAUAUAGUAAAAUUGGAUCUAUUUCUGAUAAAAUUUUCACAUUAUACUAUGACCACAUGGGAUUCAUACAUAAACUGACUCCGGAUCAUUUUGAAGCUGGUGGGUCACUUGCUGCCUUUGGAAAUUCUAAAGGUAUUUUUGGACAGGCUCCUGACAUCGGCUUUGAGACUGUCCUUGCUCCACAGUAUAUCACCUUAAAUGAAAUGAUCUUUUAUGCAUAUGUGCCCGAGAAUGAACCGAAGGAAAGUAUAUACACCAAGAAAUUCAAUGACAUUCACCUUGGAAAAUUGAUACACUCCAGGAAAACUGGAACAGCUUAUAUAAGAAAGAUAUUGCAACAUAACACGCCUAAAGGAUUUUUGUCUUCAGUUAUUGCAGAAAUUAUAGACCCUUUUGGAAUAGAGGAAGUGAAUGAAAGCUCUUGUUUGUCUAGUUCCCUUUCCAUUAAUCAAGCUGGAAAUUUCUCCUAUAAGCUUACUCUUCAAUUACAAAGUGUUACUUCCUCAUUUCAAGAUUCGGAUAUAGAAAAGACUGUGGUGAUUCCCGGUUACAGCAGCUUCCUGAUCACAAGGAUUUUAGAUAAUGAGAAUGCUUUAGCUAUCGCUACCAUGCCUGAAACAGUACCCCACAAUAUGACCUUUCUACAAGGCUCUUGGUUCUUAUACAACUUUGGGCAAAGGGAUGGACGAACAUGGAACAUACGUUCAAAACCGUGUAAUUACUGGUUUCAACAACAUGAUGAUUCACUAUCCCUCAAUGUCCUGAAAUACAUUGAUCUGGGGAAAUCUCAUACUUUAAAAAUUAAAGUCAUACCUAAUACAAAAGGUGUUCAAACACUUGAAAUCCCACUACUGAAAGUAGUCGUUGGAAACCCAAAUUUGUUGGAAGUUAAAGUUGAAGGCCAUUUUGAUGACACUGAUAGUUAUCUAAUGGAAAUUUCUGCAGCCAGCAAAACUUUACGUCAAGGUUCAACUUCACUGGCGUUUAUUGUGUGGGGAGCAUCGACUGAGUGUCUUGUUACAACAUUCGUGCCAAUGUUGAAAAGCAGCUGUAGUUAUCUCAAGUCUAUGCAUCACAUUCCUAGUGAAAUUAUCCCAUUGGAAGACUGGAUGAGUGGAGUUCACAUGGACAGUCAGGGUUUUAAUAUGAUCAAAGUUUUGCCAAUAAACUACAGGCCUCCCUCUAAUAUGGGAAUAGCUAUUCCACUUACAGAUAAUUUUUAUCAUGCAGAUCCUAGCAAACCCAUACCAAGAAACCUAUUUCACAAGUCAAAGAAAUCUGGUAAAUUCAAACAGUGUGCAAAUGUGUCUACUCGGGAGGAAUGUAAUUGCACAAAUGAUCAGAAGUUUUCACAUGCUGUUGCUUUCUCAGAUUGCAGAGAAAAGGUUCCUCGUUUUAAGUUUCCAGUUACACAAUAUCCAAUUUCUUUGAAAAUUUACAGUGAGGAUGGACAUAUCCCAGUGGAAACUCCAUACCUGGUUACUGUGACUGAAGUGAAUAACAGGGAAAACUGGAACCUAAAACACACUGUGCCAGAAAAUGUAAAAAAAAUGAAAGGCUACUUAGAACCGAUUCUUCAUGCUCCAGUGUAUAAUCCUUUAGGCCUCAACCUAAGUAUAAAGGGCUCUGAGCUCUUUCACUUCAGAGUGUCUGUUGUUCCAGGGGUCUCUUUUUGUAACUUAGGUGAAGAAUUUCAGAUUUAUGUUGACGAAGCCCCUCUGCCAUUUCCAGGACACGCACUUAUUGCCCUCGCAACAGCUGUACUGCUAGGGGGAUUAAUUUUUAUAGCAUUUAUGUUCCAAAUACGUAACAUCCACCCAUGGGAUACAUGCAAAAAAUUGAUUAGGACAAACAAUGUGAAUUAA
This is a messenger RNA of Lagenorhynchus albirostris (white-beaked dolphin), 3303 nucleotides long. RefSeq names its product cation channel sperm associated auxiliary subunit beta (gene CATSPERB). The coding region runs from base 1 to 3303 and encodes 1100 amino acids. Lineage: Eukaryota; Metazoa; Chordata; Mammalia; Artiodactyla; Delphinidae. The record is from RefSeq and is a predicted model, not a curated record. The transcript has 26 exons. Gene Ontology annotation, cellular component: CatSper complex; cilium.